Molecule: messenger RNA, 1952 nt
Organism: Apodemus sylvaticus (European woodmouse)
Lineage: Eukaryota; Metazoa; Chordata; Mammalia; Rodentia; Muridae
Gene: Fhl3
Product: four and a half LIM domains 3
Exons: 6
Coding region: 475-1341 (288 amino acids)
Biological process (GO): actin cytoskeleton organization
Cellular component (GO): nucleus; stress fiber; Z disc
Molecular function (GO): actin binding; transcription coregulator activity
Source: RefSeq, a predicted model, not a curated record
GGCUCUGAGGGGGUGGGUCCAGGGCUAGCCUGGGCUGGAAGGGUAGCAGCUGCGGCUGCUGCUAGCCAAGCCCGGAAGGAAGGACUCCCAAGCGGACGCAUGGCCACAGCCCACCUGUAUUGCUGUCUGGUGUCCAGUGGCUGACAGCCCAGGCAAUCCUCAGAUGCUGCGCCAGAGGAAACCAGGCCCUGAAUGACAGAGAGGGGAGAGAGAAGGAGGGGCUCUCCACCCUUCAGCAUGACCCCUACCUGAGGACUCUCCACUCUGAAGACCCCGGCUUCCGUGGCCUUGUGUCCUGCUUUGGGUGUGAACCGGGUGCUCUCCCUCCUUGGUGAAGGAAAAGUGCAAACUCAUAAGCCACGAAGGGAUAGGCCCUUCAGGUUUGGGGCCCUUCAGGUUUGGGACGCCUGUUGCUGCCUGAAGUCUGAACUCUGAGGCAAACCAAGGUGUUUGGGUUCACUGGGCACCACCACCAUGAGCGAGGCAUUCGACUGUGCAAAAUGCAACGAGUCCUUGUACGGUCGCAAAUACAUCCAGACAGACAGCGGCCCCUACUGCGUCCCCUGCUAUGACAACACCUUCGCCAACACCUGUGCUGAGUGCCAGCAGCUCAUCGGGCAUGAUUCAAGGGAACUGUUCUAUGAGGAUCGCCACUUCCACGAGGGCUGCUUCCGCUGCUGCCGCUGCCAGCGCUCCCUCGCCGACGAGCCCUUCACCUGUCAGGACAGCGAGCUUCUCUGUAACGAGUGCUACUGCACAGCCUUCUCGUCCCAGUGUUCUGCCUGUGGGGAGACGGUCAUGCCUGGGUCCCGGAAGCUGGAGUAUGGAGGUCAGACGUGGCAUGAACACUGCUUUCUGUGCAGUGGCUGUGAGCAGCCACUGGGCUCCCGCUCCUUCGUGCCUGACAAGGGUGCCCACUACUGCGUGCCUUGCUAUGAGAACAAAUUUGCUCCUCGGUGUGCCCGCUGCAGCAAGACGCUGACCCAGGGUGGAGUGACAUACCGCAAUCAGCCCUGGCAUCGAGAGUGCCUGGUCUGCACUGGGUGUCAGAAGCCCCUUGCAGGACAGCAGUUCACCUCUCAGGAUGAUGACCCCUACUGUGUGGCCUGCUUUGGAGAAUUCUUUGCACCCAAGUGCAGCAGCUGCAAGCGCCCCAUCACAGGUGGGAGCAGCGGUGAGGGCGCAGGACUCGGUGGAGGCAAGUACGUGUCCUUCGAAGACCGGCACUGGCACCACGGCUGCUUUUCCUGUGCCCGCUGCUCCACCUCCCUGGUGGGCCAAGGCUUUGUACCAGAUGGAGACCAAGUUCUGUGCCAGGGCUGCAGCCAAGCAGGGCCCUGAGCCGAGGCUCCUGACUCUCCUCUUUCCCAGACCAAGGGUUCAAGACUAUGGCUCCUUUUCUGAACCACUUCUGGGGCCCAGCCCCUCCCUAGAACCGGCCUCUCCCAACUCCCCACUCAUGGGGACUUCAGGAUUCAGUCACCCAAUUCUAACACACCCCACUGGUGCUCCCUGACCCGGACCCCCAAGUCUGGGCUGUUGUGGAACACCCCUGACUUAAGCUUUUCUCCAAGUCUGGAUUUCAGAAAUGAGUUCUCCCCACAUCAAGGCGCUGACACCCCAGCCCUCCAAACCUGGACUCUGAGGCCUAGGCCUCCUUAAGUCUAGACUUCUAGGGUAGAUUUUUAGUUUUUCUGCAGGUGCCUAAGAAGUCUUCAAAAAUAGAUUGUACCCCCGGUUUGACCUCACCCCCAUCCCACUGCUAUCUCUGAGCUGCAGAUUAUGUAUGUAUAGCAGAUUUGGGGCUCCCUGGUUAGAGGGUUGUAAGGGACAGGGUGCUGUCCAGCCUGUGAGUAGCGUGUUAUAUUUCAGCCCCAUGCUGUCCAGAGAUGCGCAGCAGGAAGGUUGCUCGGCCUUGUUUCCAGAGAUUGCAAUAAAGCAGUGUGAGGGAG